This is a messenger RNA of Aedes aegypti (yellow fever mosquito), 656 nucleotides long. RefSeq names its product ADP-ribosylation factor-like protein 2-binding protein. Bases 123 to 569 code for a protein of 148 amino acids. The record is from RefSeq and is a predicted model, not a curated record. Gene Ontology annotation, cellular component: mitochondrial intermembrane space. The transcript has 2 exons. Gene Ontology annotation, biological process: maintenance of protein location in nucleus; positive regulation of tyrosine phosphorylation of STAT protein. Lineage: Eukaryota; Metazoa; Arthropoda; Insecta; Diptera; Culicidae.
UUGUUUGCCACUCGCCAUCACCAUGGCACCCUGGACCAGCGAGUGCCCCUUAUUAUGACAACCGGCACCUUCGAUUGAGAACGAGCACUUCCACAGCAGAAUUAUAUCGAUAAUCCACGAAGAUGGAUUUCGUGGAAAAUCUGGUCAAACGGCAAAAUUCAACCGAAUACUUCGACAUCGUUAUCGGACACAUCGAGGACAUCGUGAUCGGUGAAGAUUUCCAGACCAUGGUGAACCACUUCAUGGACUGCUACUACCACCUCUUCGACCAGGGCGAGGAGAACAAGAUCGUCUACACGGAAAUCUACCAGAAGUACACGAGCCUGAUCGAAACGUUCAUCGUGGAGAGCCUCAACGACAAGAUGAGCUACUUCGACAUGGACCGCUUUGCGGUGGAACUGGAGAACAAAAAGUCCCAACUGGACGGGGAAAUCUUCGAGCUGUUGUACACGUUGACGGACUUCCUCGCCUUCAAGGACAUGGUGCUGGACUAUAAGGCGUUCAAGGAGGGAGUUUAUGACGAUCUGAGCAAGGAUUUCAGCGUGACCAGUCUGCAGCAGAGACAGUGAGGACUUCUUCAACGUUGGUUUAUUUUAGCUUUGUGUUACAUCUAUAAUUGGGUUGCCAAUAAAAACGGAAAAUUAUUCGUGGAAAAG